AUGGCGCUCAACAUCCCCACCCAUCUGCCGACGGCAUCGCUGCUCGUCUCAAACAUGCACUGCCCGUCAUGUGUAGAGUCGAUCACGCAGCUCCUGGCCGGCCUGUCGUCGGUCAAGAACCUCUCCAUCUCCCUCUUACUCAACCGUGUCACCUUUGCCAUCGACACGUCCAUCUCGUCGUCGACCAGGGCGCCGUCGUACCGCAAGAUUGUGGACCAGGUCAAGGGCAUCCUCGCUACCGAGGGCGGCUUCAACGUCACCGAGGAGGAUGCCGCCGAGCCUACCUCCAAGCCUUCCCUCUUUGCCAAGCUUGGCAGCAAGCGCCGCGCCACCAAGGAGGAGAAGCGCGCCGAGGAGCGCAGGAUUCGCCACCUCGAGCGCUGCGGGGCCUGUCGUGCAGAGCAUGAGGCGCUUACUAAUGGCCUCGCGCCGCCCACCGUGUCCAACCCGCCGCCGGCCGACCAGAUCCAGGUCACUACCUUCUCCAUCGAGGGCAUGACUUGCGCUUCUUGCACAGGCACUAUCAAGUCUGCCCUCAAGGAGAACGCGUCCGUGCUCGAGUCGGAUAUCAUCCUGCUCUCGUCGUCCGGUAAGGUGCGGCACAAGGCGUCCCUUCCUGCUUCCGAGGUCGCCGAGCUCAUCGAGGACCUUGGCUACGAUGCCCAAGUUAUCGAGACCCACCCCGAGGCGCCGGACGUUCCCGCCGAGUCGGACGAGAAUGCACUCAUCCGCACCACGUACAGCAUCGACGGCAUGACCUGUGCGUCGUGCACGUCCACGAUCGAAUCCGAGCUCGCCAAGAACCCGGACAUCACCGAGGCCCUCAUCGUCCUUCUCGAUAACAAGGGUGUCGUCACCCACAAGGCCAGCCUGUCGGCUGACGCCAUCAAGGAGACGAUUGAAGACCUCGGCUACGACGCUACGAUCGUGAGCUCUGGCCCGGUGAACGUACAGAAGAAGACGGACGGCCCCGGUCAGCGCACCGUCACGGUCCGCGUCGACGGCGUGUUCUGCAACAACUGCAUCGUGCAGCUCAACGACCACCUCAAGUCGAUGCCUCUCCGGUCCUUCACCCCUCUCACCCUCAAGGCGCCGGUCACUACCAUCACCUACGCCCCGCAUGAGCCUCUCACUAUCCGCGACAUUCUCAAGUCGCUCUCCGACGUGGCGCCCGAGUUCGAUGCCCAAGUCGUGCGCAACAAGAGUCUUUCCGAGCGCAGCCGUGAGAUGCAGCGCCACGAAGUCAAGAUCCUUGGCUCGCACCUCGUCGUUGCGUUCCUCUUCGCCAUCCCCACCUUCAUUAUCGGCAUCGUCGCCAUGGCCCUCCUGCCCAAGAGCAACCAUUUCCGCCAGUACUUUAUGGAACCGGCCUGGGGUGGUGCGGACCGCGGCACCAUCGCCAUGUUCGCCCUCGCUACCCCCAUGCAGUUUGGUGUUGGAAGGCUGUUCUAUGUCCGUGCGUUCAACUCGGUGUGGCCGCACCUCCGCCAUCUCAUCCCCCACUUCCUUCGUCCAAAGUCGAUGGCCAAGAUCCCAUCGCGCCCUUUCUCGUGGCGCAACUUCUUCACCUUUGGCAGCAUGGACCUGCUCGUGGCGCUUUCCACCACCACAGCCUACUUUGCCUCCAUCGCGAUGAUGGUGCUUGACAUCAAGGCCGGCGCACACUCCGGAACCAUGUCUAUCGGUACCUACUUCGACUCGUCGGUCUUCCUCCUCAUGUUCAUCCUUCUUGGCCGCACGCUUGAGGCAUACGCCAAGUCGCGUACUACGGACGCCGUGUCCCUCCUCGGCAAUCUCCGCCCACCGACCGCCUGGCUCGUUGACAGCGCUCCGGGCGACCACCCCGACACCCCCAAGAAGGAGAAGGAGAAGGAGACUGACCUCUACUCGGAGCCUGAAGACUCUGCGGCCCCGGCACGCGAGAUCCCCGUCGACCAGGUCGAGUACGGCGACCUCAUCCUUAUCCAGGCCGGCGCCCUGCCACCGACCGACGGCGUCAUCGUCUCCGGCAACACGACCUUUGACGAGUCGUCCCUCACUGGCGAGUCCCUUCCUGUGCCCAAGGGCCCGGGAGAUGAGGUCUUCACUGGCACUACUAACCAGUCGGCUGCGGUCACCAUUCGUGUUACCAACCUCGCGGCCGACACGAUGCUUGAGCGUAUCAUCCGCGCCGUCUCGGACGCCGGCGGAAAGAAGGCUCCUCUCGAGAAGGCCGCUGAGCGCCUCACUGGUGUCUUCGUCCCCAUUGUCGUCUACAUCUCCAUCGUUGUCCUCGCCAUCUGGAUGGGCGUUACGUUUGGCGGCCUCAUCGACCCCAAGUGGUUCCACGGAAACGGUGGCCGCCCGUUCUUCGCCAUUGAGUUUGCCAUUUCCGUCCUCGUCGUCGCGUGCCCGUGCGGUAUCGGACUCGCUGUUCCCUGUGCCAACGCAGUCGGCAACGGCCUUGCCGCUGCGGCUGGUAUCCUCGCGUCUGGCGGUGGUGAGGCCUUCACCGGCGCCACUCAGGUAACGACCAUUGCUUUCGACAAGACGGGCACCCUCACCGUCGGCAAGUCGGUCGUCACCGACGAGUUCCACAAGGACGUCGCCGGUGUUGCCCGCAAGGAGAUUGUCCACGCCCUCCGUGACGUUGAAGCGCAGUCGACCCACCCCCUCGCUGUCGGUCUGGUCGACUACCUCAAUGCCAACUUUGAAGAGUCUUCUGCCAAGGUCACUGAAACAGCCGAGAUCGCAGGCCGCGGCCUCCGCGCGCUCGCUGCGGUUGGCGACGAGACCCUCGAGCUGCUCAUCGGCAACGCCAAGCUCCUUGAGGAGAAUGGUCUCGACCUGAACAAGGAGGAUGCCGAGCGCAUCACGACCUGGGCCACCGACGCCAAGUCGGUCGUCCUCGUCGGCGCGCGCGUCGGUGACGCGCCGUUCACCCUCGCCGCCAUGUUUGGUCUCUCUGACCCGCCCCGCCCGACUACCAAGAGCGUGCUCCAGACGCUCCGUUCGCGUGGGUACCGCCUCGUCAUGCUCACCGGCGACAACGAGGUCACUGCUCGUGCUGUGGCGCGCACGCUUGACAUUGCGCCGGAGGACGUGCACGCCGGCGUCGGACCGGAGGGCAAGGCCGAGGCGAUCAACGCGAUGCAGGCGCAGACCCGCACGGUCAAGAACAUCUUCCGCACCAAGGUCGUGCCCCAGCGCGUCAUGUUCGUCGGCGACGGCCUCAAUGACGCCGUUGCGCUCACCGCCGCGGACGUGAGCGCUGCCAUGGGCCACGGCUCGCAGGCUACCCUCGCCUCGGCCGACUUUGUCAUCCUCUCGUCGUCGCUCGACUCGCUCAUCACCCUCUUCCACCUGAGCAAGAAGGUGCGCAACCGCCAGUGGCUCAACCUCAUCUGGGCGUCCAUCUUCAACUUUGUCUGUAUGCCCAUUGCCGCCGGCGUGCUCUUCCCCGCCAACGGCAUCAAGCUCAGCCCGGUGUGGAGCGCCGUCCUCAUGGCACUUAGCUCUGUCAGCGUCGUGCUGUCGAGUCUGGCGCUGCGUUGGGGCCUUUAG
This is a messenger RNA of Vanrija pseudolonga, 3543 nucleotides long. It is a transcript of the gene HMA5, whose product is annotated as Copper-transporting ATPase HMA5. The record is from RefSeq and is a predicted model, not a curated record. The coding region runs from base 1 to 3543 and encodes 1180 amino acids. NCBI's taxonomy places the organism in Eukaryota, Fungi, Basidiomycota, Tremellomycetes, Trichosporonales, Trichosporonaceae. Gene Ontology annotation, cellular component: membrane. Gene Ontology annotation, molecular function: ATP binding; copper ion binding; P-type divalent copper transporter activity. Gene Ontology annotation, biological process: copper ion homeostasis; monoatomic cation transport. The transcript has a single exon.